Nanorana parkeri is the source of this 1791-nucleotide messenger RNA. RefSeq names its product gap junction protein alpha 8 (gene GJA8). NCBI's taxonomy places the organism in Eukaryota, Metazoa, Chordata, Amphibia, Anura, Dicroglossidae. Bases 1 to 1791 code for a protein of 596 amino acids. Gene Ontology annotation, cellular component: connexin complex. The transcript has a single exon. Gene Ontology annotation, biological process: cell communication. The record is from RefSeq and is a predicted model, not a curated record.
AUGGGAGACUGGAGCUUCUUGGGGAAUAUUUUGGAGGAGGUGAAUGAGCACUCCACUGUGAUCGGUAGAGUUUGGCUCACUGUCCUGUUUAUUUUCCGGAUCCUCAUUUUGGGAACAGCGGCAGAGUUUGUGUGGGGGGAUGAACAGUCUGAUUUUGUAUGCAACACCCAGCAGCCUGGUUGCGAGAAUGUCUGCUACGAUGAGGCCUUUCCUCUGUCCCACAUCAGAUUGUGGGUCCUGCAGAUCAUCUUUGUCUCCACACCAUCCCUGGUGUAUGUGGGGCAUGCUGUGCACCACGUGCGGAUGGAGGAGAAAAGAAAGGAGCGAGAAGAGGCAGAAAUGAGUAGGCAACAGGAAAUCAAUGAAGAGAGGCUGCCGCUGGCUCCUGAUCAAGGGAGCAUCCGAACCACCAAGGAAACAAGUACCAAGAGUACUAAGAAGUUUCGGCUAGAGGGAACCCUCCUAAGAACCUACAUCUGCCAUAUCAUCUUUAAGACACUUUUUGAGGUGGGCUUUGUGGUGGGCCAGUAUUUUCUGUAUGGUUUCCGGAUCCUCCCCCUGUACCGUUGCAGCCGUUGGCCUUGCCCAAACACGGUAGACUGUUUUGUCUCCAGACCUACAGAAAAGACUGUGUUCAUAAUGUUCAUGCUGGCUGUGGCGGCAGUGUCACUUUUUCUAAAUGUGAUAGAGAUCAGCCACCUGGGCUGGAAAAAGAUCCGUCUUGCAUUUCGAAGGUCGGCGGAUCAUCAAACUCAACAGCUGCUGGGAGAAGUUUCACAGAAGCCCCUGCACUCCAUAGCCAUCUCUUCCAUUCCAAAGUCUAAGGGCUACAAGUUGCUGGAGGAAGAAAAGGCUGUCUCCCAUUUCUAUCCAAUGACUGAAGUUGGAUUAGAAGCUAGCCCCCUACCUACUCAGUUUAACAACUAUGACAAAAGCAGCACGGGACUCCUGGAAGACCUCUCCAAGGCUUAUGAUGAAACUCUGCCCUCCUACCGCCAAGCUGAAGAGCAAGAGGUGGUGAAAGUGCAAGUGACUGAGACCUUAGAACAAACUCCAUCUGAGCGAGCCCCAUCAGUUAGGGCUCCUUCGGUGCGUGCCCUCUCUGACCGCGUUCCCUCUGAGCGUGCCCUUUCUGAAAGAGCACCAUCACGUGCAGUUUCUGACCAUGCAGCUUCAGAGCAUGCUCCCUCUGAACAUGCAUCCAUUUCAAGAAUACAAUCCAACCAUGCACUCUCUGAAAGAGCACCCUCAGAGCAAGCCAUCUCCCGUGCUGGUUCUGAGCAUGCCCCUUCGGAGCGAGCUCACUCUCGGGCAGUAUGUGAGCUUGCACCCUCAGAGCGAGCUCCUUCUCGGACCAUUUCUGAACACGCCCCUUCUGAGGGAGCUCCAUCUCGAGCUACUUCCGAGCACGCACUCUCAAACCGAGCUCCCUCACGGGCAGCAUCGGAGCAUGCUCCAUUUGAACAUGCGCCUGAGCAAGUGCCUUCUCAAGCAGCUUCUAAUGUCCAGUUAUAUGAUGCUCCUGUAGAACAGCCCCAAGAAAUUGUCACGUCACCUUUAGAAGACGAUCGUACACCCUCAAGAGCUCUCUCAGACCACAUUGGUCCUGAUCCUUCCCCAUCAGAUCGUGAGGUUCCUCAACCUGUGCCCCCAGAACCAGACGUUUGUGAACCAGAGCCUACAGGCCUGGAGUUGGCUCUAUUGAGUUUUGAAUUAGUUCCAGAUUCCCGGUCCCUCAGUAGAUUAAGUAAAGCAAGCAGCAGGGCCCGAUCAGAUGAUUUAAUGGUAUGA